AGAGGCCUAAGCCGGAGUCCCGGCCUGUGUAGGCCGAGCGGGAAUGGCUGGUCGAAGUCUUACCCCUAAGGCAUCUGGGUUAUCAGUCAGUGCAAGAAAAAUUAAAGAUAAUGCAGCAGACUGGCAUAAUUUAAUGAUGAAGUGGGAAACACUGAACGAAAAUGGAUUUACCAGUGCUACCAAAAUUGUGAACAUCAAAAUUGCUACACAGUUUAAAGAUAAGUUGGAGAUAAAAUGUGAUGAAGUAGCCGCUGAUGAUGGAAGACUACUACCAGUUUAUAAUGCUGAGUUGGAACAGUACUGCACAGAACUACUUGGGACCUUUGAAAAGAUGACAAAAAUACAUCAGAAAAUGGAAAAGCUGUGUUCAACCACUAAAGGAAUCUGUGACUUGGAAAAAUACAAUCAUGGGAACCACAGGACACCAUUGUUCCAUACAUGGCCCACCCCCUAUUUCUAUGAAGCUUCUGUCAAACUCUUAGAAAUGUACUCAAAGGAACUGAAACUGAAGGAAACUAUUGUGCAAGAGAUGGCACAUACUUCCGACCAGGAUCUCUCAAUGGUCUACUUGUCAUCAUGGUUGUAUCAGCCUUACGUUGAGCAAAGCAGCAAAGUUCUGCUGGAAAGCAUGUUGCUGGAAACAGGGCACAGACCACUCUAAGCACUUCAGAUCUACUUGCAAAGCAGUCUCCUGCCCCGAAAAACCCUUGGAUGAAAGUUUGCAGACUCUUCUAAUGUUAUUUGUUAAUUUGUUGAAGAACAGUCUUAACUUAUUUUAAAAUAAUUAUUUGGUUUUUUAAAAAAAUACAAUACUAUUCUGACAGGUUUUUUUAAAACUUCGUUGAUACUGGUUUUGUUAUGACUUUUGUAGAGCAAAAUAGGCAAAUUUCUAAAGCAGUGCUUGACUGACAAUCUUCAAAAGGUCAGCAUUUUGUUUCAAGGUAUUUCAGCAUCUGCUGAAAAUCUGCCUCCCCCCACUUCCCAAGUUUGUACUAUAAGCAAAGUACCUUCAUACCUAUUGAUGUUUGAGGGGAUGAUCCCAAUUAUUUAUUCUGUGUAAACAAAGUAGCUGUUACUUUGUCUACACUAACUUUUUAAGUAGUAGAAUGCUGUUACCUUAGCAACUCAUUACUAGCUGAUUCAGAUUGUAGCAUUUGUUGUGACUGAAAAAGAGGCUCCUAAGCACAUGGUACCUUCCUUAUAGAUAUUAUCACUGUGAAUCUUGACAGCCUGUAUAAGAAAGGGGUGCCAUCAAUGUUCAAAACCCUCCUAAUGAUCAGGCCCAAAAAAUCAGAAUGGAGGAAAGGGGAGGCUGUUUUGUGGUAAAUAUCAAGUGCCAUAAAAGAGACAGGGACUUCCGGCUAAACAAGUAAACAAUUCCAGGUUUGGUAUAACAGAGAAAUGAAGAUGCUAACCAAUAGAAUACACUGGCAUCUCUUGAAGGUUAGUAAGAACAAAUCUUUCUCAUAUUGUGCACAGCUACAGAACAACACUAGCUUCUGAAAGGAGGAUAAGUGGCAGAUGAUGGGACUUAAGUGUGAUUAUAGUAGCAAUAAUUAACGUCAUUUUUAAAAAAGCGAAAGUCUCCCAAAGCCUGGAUGACAACAGGUAAGGCAGUUCCCUGUACCUUUUCCUAUGAAGCCAGGAAGACACCAGUUGCCCUUCUGAACAUUUAACGGCCUUCAGAUAAAGGGAGAAAUUCUGAGAAUGUAAUUUCCUUCAUCCACAAAUCGUUCACCCUCUAUUGGCUGAAAGAGCAUGCCUUAAUAACUUUACAGCUUCUACUUCAUGAAGUUAAGCAGACAGAGGUCCUGUUCAGACAUAGUGAGAAAUUAAACUCUGCACUCCUUACUUAAAUAAAACCAUGUUUUCACAUCUGCACCAAGACACUAAGAUAAAUAAAUCCUGCACCCUAUUGCAGGUCUUUCCAUUUCCUGUACACUCUAAUCCAGGUACUGUAUGGGAUACCAGCAUUUUCAGCUUCAAACCCUUAAAACAGAAAGUAAACUUGUACUGAGCAAGCCAUUUGCCAAUGCCUCAUGCUUUAAUUAAAUUAGUGUUUAAAAUAAUGCACCUUACAUUUGAAUUUGGAAGUGCUUGUGCCAUCCUCUCUUUUGCCAAGAUCCCAUGAGUUCAAGUUGAAAGAAGGCCAUUAUAUGUAACCAUCAUAUUCUGUUGUAAAAUUUGGGACUGCAUAGACUUGAGCACGGCUUUGCUUUUAAUUUUUAUUUUCUUGGUAGUUCCAAGUAGUUCCCCAUCUCAAUAUAUUUUUAACAAAUAUUGUCAACAAUCAUGUAUCUGACAAAGUCAUUCUUGGGAGAUUGUAUCAAGUAGACAAUGGAACCUAUACGGAGCAUCUCUCCCGCUUACUAAGCAGUUUAAAUAGUCUUUAGAAGUUUUGGUUAUUACGCUAAACACAUUCAGGAUAACAAAACAGGCAAUACAUUGCAUUUCAACAUUAAAUUAGAAAAAUAUAUGUUAAAAUAAUUUCUCAAAAAUAAAUCAAGAAAUAAUGCUC
Eublepharis macularius is the source of this 2518-nucleotide messenger RNA. It is a transcript of the gene CINP, whose product is annotated as cyclin dependent kinase 2 interacting protein. The record is from RefSeq and is a predicted model, not a curated record. The transcript is spliced from 5 exons. The coding region runs from base 44 to 661 and encodes 205 amino acids. Lineage: Eukaryota; Metazoa; Chordata; Lepidosauria; Squamata; Eublepharidae.